Molecule: messenger RNA, 1121 nt
Organism: Amphimedon queenslandica
Lineage: Eukaryota; Metazoa; Porifera; Demospongiae; Haplosclerida; Niphatidae
Exons: 3
Coding region: 36-1094 (352 amino acids)
Biological process (GO): transmembrane transport
Cellular component (GO): plasma membrane
Molecular function (GO): ABC-type transporter activity; ATP binding
Source: RefSeq, a predicted model, not a curated record
UGAUCCUUACCUCCUUGCUCUUUUUGUAGCGCGAGAUGUCGUCAGAGGAGCCUCCAGAAGUCAACGGGGGACAGAAGGCGGACGGGUCUCCUCGUAAAUCUCCCAAAAAGAUGACCGUCUAUCCUUCCACCAGUGAAGAUAUACCUCUUAAAGAGAUAAGGACGGAGCCGUCCAAGACUGUACGUGUCUCUGAAUCUUACGAAGAUGCUAUUGAGAAGCCAUCAGUAACCAUCAAGAAGAAGAAGAGUGCUUGGAAGUUUUGGGAGAAAGACGAAGAAGAUGAAGUGGAUCCAAACAAACCGAAACCUGUCCCAGUUUAUAAGUUGUUUCGUUUUGCCACUAAGUUUGACUUGGUACUCAUUUUUGUGAGCUUCUUCUUUGCUAUACUUCAUGGGACUGCCCUUCCAGGUGCUAUGUAUGUCUUUGGAGAUUUCAUCAACUUCUUUGCCUAUCAUGACGCCUCUAGGACCGUGUUUGAGAACAUUCGUGUUGCCUAUUAUGGGACAUACAAUGGCUAUUCAUUUGAUCAGAAUCUUAAUCUUAGUCUCUCUGAAGCUAUAGAGAAUAUGACAGUUACCCCAGGUUUAGUUAUGAACCAGGCAUUGCUGAUGGAGUUCAAUAAUGCAAGUGGAUUUGGAGCUGGUCUGUCAGAUUCGAUACUCACUGGUCUCAGUUGUGUUAUAGUUUCUUAUGCUAAUGACAGUAUUGAUGACCUUGAUUCUCCAUUUGAAGUCCUCCAGAGGCUAGCAACUGAUAAUGAUUACAUGCUUCAAGUGACAAGCAAUGCUUGUUCACAUUGUCUUAGAGCCCAGUUUGAAGAUUUCAAUGACGAAGCACGCUGUCUCUCUAAUGAUGUUUUUUUCAAUGGAGAUGGAAGUGUUGGAGAUGGCGUAUUCUGGCAGUUAUAUUUAUAUGGUAUGAUAACAGUUGCUACCUUUAUACUGGCCUUUCUUCAAAUCUCUACAAUGCAACUGGCCUGUGAGAGACAAGUGUAUAAGAUUAGGUUAGCUUACUAUCGUGCUGUUCUUCACCAGGACAUUGGAUGGUUUGAUCUUAAUGCCAGUGGGGAAUUAACUUCAAGACUUAAUGAGUGAGUACAAUGUAGAACUGCCAGUAGUAGA